AUGAAUAAUCAGCCACAGGGUAGCAACAGCGUUCCUAAUAGUAUUGGCAACAUAUUUAGCAACAUUGGAACGCCUUCUUUCAAUAUGGCGCAAAUCCCGCAACAGCUGUACCAGAGCCUCACUCCGCAGCAAUUGCAGAUGAUUCAGCAACGACACCAGCAGUUAUUAAUGAGUCGCCUACAGCAACAACAGCAACAACAGCAACAACAGCAACAAACUUCACCACCGUCGCAAACGCAUCAAUCUCCACCUCCACCCCCUCCUCCACAACAAUCUCAACCAAUGGCUAAUCAAUCUGCGACUUCUACACCUCCUCCUCCAGCCCCACAUAAUCUGCCUCCCCAAAUGAGUCAGAUGCCUUUAGCUCCAGCAUCUAUUAACUUACCUCCACAAAUUGCGCAGUUGCCUUUGGCUACACAGCAGCAAGUUUUGAAUAAAUUGAGACAACAGGCGAUAGCAAAAAAUAAUCCGCAAGUUGUGAAUGCCAUUGCUGUUGCACAACAACAGGUGCAGCGUCAAAUUGAGCAACAAAGGGGACAACAAACUGCCCAAACCCAACUUGAACAACAGAGGCAAUUAUUAGUCCAGCAGCAGCAGCAGCAACAACUAAGAAACCAAAUACAACGACAACAGCAGCAACAGUUUAGGCAUCAAGUACAGAUACAACAGAAGCAACAGCAACAGCAACAGCAGCAACAGCAGCAACAGCAGCAACAGCAACAACAGCAGUUACAACAGCAACAGCUACAACAACAGCAGCAACAGCAACAACAGCAGCAACAACAGCAACAACAGCUACUGCAGCAACAACAACAACAACAACAACAACAACAACAACACCUACAGCUACUGCAGCAAGGACAACUCUCGCAAGCACAGCAAACAGCUCAAACUAGAACGUUGAGUGGUCAGUCAUCCACCAGUAUUCAAUCUACGGUUGGCCAACUUCCACAACUUCCUAAAUUAAAUCUACCCAAGUUUCAAACAAUUCAAUACGACCCGCCAGAAACUAAACUGCCAUACCCAAAGUAUUGGUCGGAUAAAGAGGCAGACACUGAUACUUUAUUGUACGAACAAAUUAUUCAGCGUGACAAACUUAAUAAACUUUCGUUAAUAAGAGAAACCAAUGGCUACGAUCCAUUUAGCAUUUAUGGAUUUAGUAAUAAAGAGUAUAUUAGUAGAUUGUGGCAUACAUUGAAAUAUUAUCAAGAUUUGAAGAGUACUAGGAUGAAAUCCAUCACUAGCACAUCUCAGAAGAUUCCAUCGGCAAGUAUCUGGGGGGACGGUUAUUCAGGGUAUGGUAAUGGAAUUACAAAUACAACUACCAGAGUUAUCCCACAAGUGGAAGUUGGUAAUAGAAAACAUUAUCUGGAGGAUAAGUUAAAAGUCUAUAAACAAGCUAUGAAUGAAACAUCAGAGCAGUUAGUUCCUAUAAGGUUGGAGUUCGAUCAAGAUCGUGAUAAAUUCUUUUUGAGAGACACUUUAUUGUGGAACAAGAAUGAUAAGUUGAUCAAGGUGGAAGACUUUGUGGAUGAUAUGUUACGAGAUUAUCGAUUUGAGGACGCUACUAGGGAACAACAUAUUGAAACUAUAUGUCAAUCUAUACAAGAGCAAAUCCAAGAGUUUCAAGGGAAUCCAUAUAUAGAAUUGAACCAAGACCGCCUAGGCGGUGAUGACUUGAGAAUCAGGAUCAAGCUGGAUAUUGUCGUGGGACAAAAUCAAUUAAUUGACCAAUUUGAAUGGGACAUCUCUAAUAGUGAUAACUGUCCAGAAGAGUUUGCAGAGUCUAUGUGUCAAGAAUUAGAACUACCUGGUGAAUUUGUCACUGCCAUUUCCCACUCCAUAAGAGAACAGGUUCAUAUGUACCAUAAAUCGUUAGCAUUACUGGGUUAUAAUUUUGAUGGAUCAGCGAUAGAAGACGAUGAUAUCAGAAGCAGGAUGUUGCCAAUGAUUACUAUUGAUGAUAUUUAUAGACCUGCAGCGGAAAGUAAAAUUUUCACUCCAAACCUCUUGCAGAUAUCUGCUGCCGAAUUGGAAAGAUUGGAUAAAGAUAAGGAUAGAGACACCAGAAGGAAAAGGAGACAAGGUAGAUCUAAUAGGCGUGGUAUUCUCGCAAUGUCUGGUACAUCGGCAAACGGUAUGUCCAUGAACGGUAUCCAUAAUCCAGCAGCAGUAGGGAGUGCUUCAUCGUUACCAUCGGGAGAGAUUUUACUACCAGACAUUGCAGAUAUUCCAAGAACUUUCAGAACUCCAGUUCCAAGUACUUUAAUGCCCGGUGGUGUUGAUGUGGGUCCCUCUGUGGAAUCUUACGAGUUAAGAAACACAACUACGCACAAAACUAGGCCGGAUAGACCAAAAUCAGUCUCACCCUCUUGCUACAUCAUUGAUCAUAUUCCAGGACAUUCGCUAUUGCUUUCUAUCAAAAUACCUAGAAAAGAUGACGCCAAAAAAGAUUUGUCCCUGACGAUUAACGAACCAAAUAUCAACAACAAUUCAAUGCUUCCGGAUGCAGAGUCACUAAAAACAAAACUAAAUGAUAACAUUCGUGCUGAUGUGGCUAUUUCAUCACUUCCAAAUCCGAUUGAUAAUCACAUUGUUACUAAUUCUGCCAAUCAAACAUUACAGCCUAUGAUUCCUGUCGGAUCAGCCGGUAAAUCAGUGCCAACAUCUUCUGCACCGAUGCCACCUCCAAUAAACACUUAUGACAACGAACAAACAUCGUCAAACAACAAUAACAGUAGUAGUCGUAUUAAUACAUAA
Molecule: messenger RNA, 2760 nt
Organism: Saccharomyces mikatae IFO 1815
Lineage: Eukaryota; Fungi; Ascomycota; Saccharomycetes; Saccharomycetales; Saccharomycetaceae
Gene: SNF5
Product: Snf5p
Exons: 1
Coding region: 1-2760 (919 amino acids)
Biological process (GO): chromatin remodeling; regulation of transcription by RNA polymerase II
Cellular component (GO): nucleus; nuclear chromosome; SWI/SNF complex
Molecular function (GO): transcription coregulator activity
Source: RefSeq, a predicted model, not a curated record